Molecule: messenger RNA, 1398 nt
Organism: Spodoptera littoralis (African cotton leafworm)
Lineage: Eukaryota; Metazoa; Arthropoda; Insecta; Lepidoptera; Noctuidae
Source: the annotation of a GenBank genome assembly
AUGAUGUUCCGAAGUAAUUGCUAUCGCAACCUAAUAAGUUGUAUUGGAAAUAAAAAGAUUUCUAAAAAAUAUAGCGUUAUAUCUGCAGUUUUAGAGAAACCAAAUGUCGGCGAUGUUACCGAGAUAAAGGGAUGGGUCAAGAAUUUACGGAAACAGAAAGACCUGAUAUUCGCCGACAUCAGUGAUGGAUCUUGUGCACAAAAACUACAGAUAGUUAUUCCUAAAAAUCUUACUACUGAUGCACUAACUUACGGUUCUUCAGUAAGUAUUACUGGAAAGUUGUCCAAAAGUCCGAGGGGACAGUUAGAACUGGUUGCAGAUAAUAUCAAAGUUUUAGGAAGCUGUGUAGUGUUAGAUGGGUAUCCAUUCAACCCCAGGACAACACAUCCACCUGAAUAUACUCGCCAAUACUUACAUCUACGUCCCAGGACUAAUUACACCUCAGCGAUAUUGAGAAUACGAAGUGCUGUUACGAAGCACAUACAUGAUUACUUUGCCUCAAACAAUUAUACAAAUGUCCACACUCCAAUACUAACUUCAAAUGAUUGUGAAGGAGCUGGAGAAGUGUUCAAAAUACAGCCAGACAGCGAGGAGACUAUAAAGGCAAUGAUGCAAGAAAACAAAGACAGAGACUCUGUGUACUUUGGCUCAAAAACAUUCCUUACAGUCUCAGGCCAGUUGCAUUUAGAAGCAGUGUGUAGAGGGAUGGGCAAUGUCUAUACAUUUGGUCCAACGUUCAGAGCUGAAAACUCUAGAUCAAGGCUCCAUUUGUCUGAAUUCUAUAUGUUAGAAGCUGAGCUAGCCUUCUGUGAAAAUAUUAACCAUCUACAAGGAGCCAUAGAAGAUCUAUUGAAGUAUGUGUUUACUGAAACUCGCAACACCAAUGAGGCUGACCUCUUCCUGAUAGAUAAACAUAACAAAGCUCCUAGUUGGGUUAACAAAGAGUUUGUGACACUUACUUAUGAUGAAGCUAGACAGAUAUUGUUGCAGAAGGGAUGCACAUUGACUGAUGAGGGCAUCAAUAAGGAACAGGAGCUGACCUUGGUUGAACAUUGCAAUGGGGUCCCUGUGUUUGUAGUCAGGUGGCCCAAGGAUAUGAAGUCAUUUUAUAUGAAGGAAUGUUCUGAAGAUAACACACAGGUGGAUGCACUGGAUCUUCUGACACCCAUCACGGGGGAAGUUGUAGGUGGUAGUCUGAGAGAAGACAGCUAUGAGAAACUGAAGGCCAAGUUACCAUCGGAUAGAUUGAACUGGUAUUUAGAUCUACGGAAGUUUGGUAACAUCCCCACAGGCGGGUAUGGCUUAGGUUUGGAACGACUACUGCAAGUUUUAUGUAAUGUCAGUAAUAUAAAGGAUACUUUGCCUUUUCCAAGAUGGCCACAUAAUUGCGAUAUGUAG